AUGGUUUUCUUGAGCUGGGUACGCCCGACUAGCCAAGAUCAAGAAAGUUGCAUAAACAAGUCAGGUACUUUGAAUUAUGAUGAUAAAUAUAAAGGAGCUACUGCUAAAUCUUUCUCUUCCCUUGAACAAGAUAAAGGCUUUUCCAAUGAUGGUUUUUUACUUAAUAAUGCCAGAGUUCUGAUGGGUACUGGUGUUGAUACUUUUGAAAAGGGAAAAACUGCUCUCCGAACUUGGAGGCAUUUUGGAAUGAAUUGGGCAUUUGUUGAUCCGAAAACACCAAUACAACAAGGAGCCAAGUUUUGUAUUUGUGUCAAGGAGUUCCUUCCCUGGCUUAUGAUGCCACUUCAGGUUGUGUAUGUAAAUGAAACUAAAACUACCAAAAACCGCGGCGCCUCCUUUGGUUUUGGAAGUGGAACUCUUCAGGGCCACUUACUGGCGGGAGAAGAACGCUUUUCAAUUGAGAUUGAUGAGAACAAUCAAGUUUGGUAUGAAAUACUUUCUUUUUCGAAGCCUGCACAUGUUUUAUCAUUUGUUGGCUACCCAUAUGUGAUGCUUAGGCAAAAAUACUUUGCCCACGAAUCUGCCAAGGUAAUGCUAAAACACAUUAAUUCAUCAAAAUCAUAA
Vicia faba (fava bean) is the source of this 624-nucleotide messenger RNA. The record is from the annotation of a GenBank genome assembly. Lineage: Eukaryota; Viridiplantae; Streptophyta; Magnoliopsida; Fabales; Fabaceae.